UAUUAUUAUGCAUUAAAACAUGAUGGAAACAUUAAUUAAGAGGAAUAGUUUUUAAGUUUAGUGAAAGAAGAGUUAGAUGAUUUAUAAAGUGUAAUAGAGAAUUCAUUCAAUUUUGAAGUGAAUCAUGUACUUAGUUAUAAUCCAAAAUUUACAUAUGAUUUAUUAUUUAAAUUGGCAAAUCAACAGAAAACUUUGAAAAGUGUAAAUUUUAACAUUUACAGAUAUGCAAAUCCUUAACAAAGUGAAUUGGAUUAGAAUAGAGAAAUAUUGGCAACCCUUUAUUAACAUGUUAAUGAGCAAUACAAUACAAUAUUUUUGAAAAACUUUCUUUAUGAAGAUAAAUAUGUAAAACAAUAAAAUUUGUCCGAAGGAAUUGUUAGUUAUUCACAUGUAAUAAUAUAAAUUCUAAUGCAAUUUAGUUAGUAGAUAUGUUAAAGUUGAUGCAUUUCAGAGGUUCUUUGGUGUUUGAGUAUAAUAAAAAUUUGGAUAGGAAUGUGGAAUUCAUAGACCAGUUGUUAUAAUCCAGCAAAUACAUAUUGUCUGAAAAACAUAAAUUGGGAGAAGAGCAUGAAUCUCAUAUUGUGGAUGGAGAUACAAUGCCACCUAUUGAUAUUUGA
Molecule: messenger RNA, 617 nt
Organism: Paramecium primaurelia
Lineage: Eukaryota; Ciliophora; Oligohymenophorea; Peniculida; Parameciidae
Source: the annotation of a GenBank genome assembly